Molecule: messenger RNA, 561 nt
Organism: Heterobilharzia americana
Lineage: Eukaryota; Metazoa; Platyhelminthes; Trematoda; Strigeidida; Schistosomatidae
Source: the annotation of a GenBank genome assembly
AUGCAAAUGACAACAUUCUGUUGUUUAUGCACAUUUUUAUUACUUUUUAAUAACUAUUGCAAUGCAUAUGGAUAUAGCUACUCAAGUUAUUAUAGGAAGCAUUUUGAUCUGGCCAUCGCAACUUUUACAAAAGAACCAAAUCUAGGCACCGUUUGGUUCACACCACACGGGAAGUACAUGUAUCUUAAUGGAAGUGUGGGCGGACUUCCACCCAGCAGCGUACUAGGUGUACAUAUUCAUAGGUAUGGAGGUCUUGGAGACAUGUGUCUUGAAGCUGGACCCCAUUUCAAUCCAUUCAAACAAACUCAUGGAGGUCUCGUAGGCUAUCCUAGACAUGCCGGUGAUUUAGGAAAUAUUCCAGUCAACAGACGGGGAGUUAUGAUUUUCAAUCUAAAAGUAACGGUGAAAAAAUUAUUACCCUAUGAUGGAUUUAUUGGUCGCUCGCUUGUCAUACAUCAACGAAUGGAUGAUCUUGGAACCAAUCCAGAUGAAGGGAGUAAAACAACUGGUAAUUCAGGUCCGAGGUUAGCUUGUGCUGCAAUAGGAUUCCGUGCUCCAUGA